Seriola aureovittata is the source of this 3219-nucleotide messenger RNA. RefSeq names its product voltage-dependent calcium channel gamma-1 subunit-like. Bases 410 to 1102 code for a protein of 230 amino acids. The transcript has 4 exons. Gene Ontology annotation, molecular function: calcium channel regulator activity; voltage-gated calcium channel activity. Gene Ontology annotation, cellular component: L-type voltage-gated calcium channel complex; membrane. Gene Ontology annotation, biological process: regulation of calcium ion transmembrane transport via high voltage-gated calcium channel; calcium ion transmembrane transport. The record is from RefSeq and is a predicted model, not a curated record. Lineage: Eukaryota; Metazoa; Chordata; Actinopteri; Carangiformes; Carangidae.
AUGCCCAUUGCCCACCAUGGCAGGCAGGCAGUUUGGUCAUCAACUUUCCUGAUCCACCUCAACAGCUGUCCGUCUAAACUUGCAGCCCCCUCAGUUGUGCAGCAACUCAUAGUGAGUAGGGAAAAGGGGACUUGAAUCUAGGACAGGAGCAGUCUGGCCCCUUUCCCUUCGAACCAGAGGCACAGAUUUGUAACAGGGGGAGAGAAGGCACUAGUCUAAGGCUGAGAGAGAAAACAAGAAGAGACUUUCUGGGAAGCUUGCUGCGGUCACUGAGGAAAGAAGUCCCUUGGACACACACCAGUGUGUCCACAUUGCUGCAGAACAUCCAAUUUUAUAUAUAUAUAUUUUUUAUUAUCAUCAUAUCAAGAGAAGAAUAUUCACUGAACAAGAAAUCUCACCUCCUGGAAACAUGCACAAGCGAACAAAGAUAAAGAUUGCCAUCUUCGUGCUGCUGGUGGGUAUGGCUUGCAUGUUCACAGCGGUGGUAACGGACCACUGGGCAGUGCUGAGCCCGCGGGUGGAGAAACUGAAUGAGACCUGCGAGGCGGCCCACUUUGGCCUGUGGCGGCUGUGCAAGAAGCACAUUUACAUUAGCUCAGAAAACUACGUGGAGGGGCAUGGCUGCGGACCCAUCAGCCUGCCUGGAGAUGAAAACUGCACUUACUUCAGGCACUUCACUCCAGGGCAGGAUGCUGAGAUAUUUGAAUAUAAAACACAAAAAGAGUACAACAUCUCUGCUGCAGCCAUCUCCAUCUUCAGUCUGGCCUUCAUAAUACUGGGGUCUCUGUGUUUGAUGGGAUCCUGUACUGGUAAAGGCAAAGGAAGAGACUACCUCCUCAAACCUGCUGGCAUGUUCUUUGCAUUUGCAGGUCUCUGUUCCUUCAUCUCGCUGGAGGUGAUGCGACAGUCAGUCAAACGAAUGAUUGAUAGCAAGGACACCAUUUGGAUCGAGCACUACUACUCCUGGUCUUUCGCCUGCGCCUGCACCGGCUUCGUCCUCCUCUUUCUCACUGGCAUCGCCCUGCUGAUUCUUUCCAUGCCCCAGAUGCCCAGGAAUCCGUGGGAGACUUGCAUGGACGCUGAGCCGGAGCAAGCGGAGUGAUAACAACACAGACAGAUGAAUGCAGGAUGAGAGUGACUGUGUCUUUUGUUUUGAUAACAGGUGUUAGAUCCAUUUCAAGAACAGGAGCUGGCCUUAAAAGGGUAAGGUCACGAUGACAGAGACUGGCUCUGGUGUGGGUGGACUAUAGCCAUGACGAGAAAUUCACCUCCCUACAAUUAUACAGCAACCUGAAUAUGGGCCUUUUGUUGGAGUUUUGAAUGUUUGCCUUAUCCUGUGUGUCCACCCAGUGUAAAACACAGAAGUCCUCUCCACCACCUCUGUAGGUUUGGUUCAUGUUGGAGACCAGAGCUCAGAUCUGACCUGUGGCUUUAAAAAAAACAUCCUACUUCUCAGCAAGAGCAGACCUGAGCCAAAUAUGCAAAUAUCUGAAAGCACUUUCAGUAUGCUUCCCUUUACCCCUCAUCCUUCACAACUCAUCCUUAAUCAUCUGCUUAUAUAGAAAAAAAAAUGCAGCUCACUGUUAUGUGUCGAUGGUCUUGUUUGGUUCCCCAUUUGUCAGUGACACAUACCUUAGUUAAAAAGACAUUAAGACAAUAACAUUUUAGAAUAUAGUUAAUACGGUUAUGGCCUGACAACAUGAUAACUUGAUUUUAUGUACUGCAGUGUGUAUGAUAUCUUGUACAUAUCUAAUGUUCAGCUGAUUUUUGUAUGGUCAAGGAAUCAUUCAUUUACAAUAAGUAGGACACGUCAAGAUCUGUAUGUCAAGUUGUAUAUUUCUAAGAUUUAUAAAGAACCUUUAAAGGUGAAGAAUGUCCCGUUAAAAUCAGAACUUUGCGGGUAAAGGAAUGAUUUUAGAGUAAAGCAGCAGCACAGAGCAGGUUUGUGUGCGUGUGUGUGUGUGUGUCAAGCUGAAUGCUAAACACCCACACAGUCACAGCGCAGCACUGAUCAUGCUGGAAAAGGUUCAGUUCUAGCAGGUGCACAUACAAGGCCUUUUACUUUUUGUUGACAGCUUCCAAACCAAGCUGAUACAAAAAAAACUCUGUUCAUUUCCCAAUGCGUCACUACCCAUUUGAUACAUGUGAAAAAAAUUGGUAUUUGCCCCCGUCCAUGUUCCUGCUUUUUAAAAGGUGUGAAACAAACAUAUAGAGAAUAUAAAAACCCACACGGUUCUUGCCUUAUGUGCGGGCGGUUACAGACUUGCAAGGGUAAAAAAAAAAAAAGAAAACAUGUUGCCUUGUUUAAAAUGGAUAAAUCACACUAACACAUAUAAAAAGUUAAUAUGACACGACUAUCUUCAGCAAUUAGCAACUCAAAACAAUGGUGCACAUCAAGUGAGAUAUUUCUAAAUUAUAACCGUCAUUGAAAGUUGACAUUUUGACUUGCAGUACAGACCUUUCCCAGUUGCAGCUUUGCAAACUCAAAGCUUUUUGGGAUGAGAUUCAACGACAAUGAGAAAAGUGAGCACGUGGACCAGUGCUGGAAGGCAAAGUUCAAACUACUUUGGUCCGGUUGGGUUUGAGGAGCAGUCCUCCACAUUAAACAAAGAAGGUAUGAGUAUAAUGGAACAGAGUCACUCAGGUGGCAAAGUAAGGAGCUAAGCAAACUAUAUGUAAUACUGAGAAAAAGAUAUAGUAUGCCUAAAUUACAAAUCGCAGAGAAAUUGCCCACUCCUUGUUUUUUCUGGACAGGUCCCUGCGUGAUCUUGCAGUUGUGUUGUACUGUAGCUGCGGUUAUUAGUCUGAUCCCAUCACACAACUGCUACUGUUCUUGCUAUGUAUAUAUCAGUGAGGUGUUAAUAUAUUUGACCUUUCUCUGCAGAACCUGGUGUGAUGUCAAAGCGGUUCACACUGCUCAGUUAUGCAGCUGUUCAAAAUCCAAAUUUCAUUUUUGUCUUUUUUUUUUUUUUUGACUGAGAAAAUGUAUUAAAACGUUGAAAUAAAAAAAAAAAAAAAAAAAUUUAAGCAGGAAUAGUGACAGUAGCGCAAACUGCUGACAGCGCUUUCUGUACUCUUACUCUUUCUUAUGUUUUUGACUUUUUCAUUGAAUAUGGCAUGCAACCAAACAAGUUGUGGGAUUCAGUAGAUUCUGUGUGGGUGUGUUUGUUAUAAGCUAUAACUUUGUAAUGGAAAUUAAAACCUGAUAAGCUUAAGAAA